Coregonus clupeaformis (lake whitefish) is the source of this 2889-nucleotide messenger RNA. RefSeq names its product transmembrane protein 150A. NCBI's taxonomy places the organism in Eukaryota, Metazoa, Chordata, Actinopteri, Salmoniformes, Salmonidae. The record is from RefSeq and is a predicted model, not a curated record. Gene Ontology annotation, biological process: protein localization to plasma membrane. The coding region runs from base 345 to 1223 and encodes 292 amino acids. The transcript has 8 exons.
CCUAUACAACUUUUGGAUGUAGUCUGCCAUAAAACCCACAGACGAAGAAGAAGAAGAAGAAGAUUAUUAUUCUUGAGUGGCACGCACAAUCGAGUGGUGGGGUCCGAAAGAGGGGAUCGUUUGAAGGGAAACCAAGGUUGAUGUUCGUGGUGGGAAUAGCGGGAUCUUGGACAGCUGCUGGUUGCAGGCAUCGAGUGGCGUAACAGAAGCAGUGUGCCAUCCCCCUGUCCUCCUACCCAUGUCUGUCCUCCCAGCCUGUUAGUGUCCCCUCAUUGUCUGCCUUGUCCAGCCUAAAGACCUCCUCUCCCUCAUGCUUUGGACAAAGCCAGCACACUGCCAGCCCAAUGACUGCCUGGAUCGUCUUGCCUGUCAGCCUCUCUGCCUUCUCCAUCACAGGAAUAUGGAUAGUCUACGCCAUGGCUGUGAUGAACCAUCACGUUUGUCCUGUGGAGAACUGGUCCUACAAUGUGACAUGUACAGAGGAGAUGCCCAGGCCAGGCUUCCCCAAGACGUGCUGCACCAUGCAGGACAUCCCCCUCAUCAGUAAGUGUGGCUCCUUCCCCCCUGAGAGCUGUCUGUUCAGUCUGAUCGGGAACGUUGGAGCCUUCAUGGUGGUGAUGGUGUGCCUUCUGCGCUAUGCCCAGGUGAUUGAGCACAGCCACGGUUGCUGGAUUAACACCAACGCUUUGUUGUCUGGCUGCACCAACGCUGUAGGACUGGUCAUGGUGGGAAACUUCCAGGUUGACCAUGCCAAGUCUCUCCACUACGUUGGUGCGGGCGUGGCGUUCCCUGCGGGUGUGCUCUUCGUGUGCCUGCAGUGUGUUCUCACCUACCGGAUGGCCAUCACCGCCCUCGACUACUGGAUGGCACACGUCCGCGUGGCGCUGGCCGCAGGAGCCCUGGUCUCACUUGUCCUUAGUGGUAUCUUCUUCAUCCACGAGAGCUUUGUUCUCCAGCACGCGGCAGCCAUCUGCGAGUGGGUCUUCACCGUGGACAUCCUUGUCUUCUACGGUACCUUCACCUACGAGUUUGGCACAGUCACCAACGACACCAUGAUGGUCGGCCUGCAGCAGACCUACCACCACUCAGGGGUCAUGAUGGGCGGCGCGGCCAGGGCUGGGGUCAUGUCGCUGGGCAUGGGAGCCAAGGGCCUAAAGUCUCCUGGAGGAAGCAGCACAUCCACCCAUCUCAACUGCACCCCAGAGAGCCUAGCCAUGUUGUAGUCUGCGGGGGUCACAGGCGAUCACUACACUGCACUGCUGCAGAGGGGAACCACCACACAGGCAGCAGAGGUCAGGGGUCAAUGAAAGCACUGGCCAGCCAGAGGGAGGAGACAAGACAUUGAAAAUCACAAGAUAUGAUUGACACACCGGGUCGGUAUUGGGUUUUUGUGUUUUAAUAAGCCGUCCGCUUCUCCACAUCAGCAGAAAGGAUCACUUACACAAAUAAUACAUAUCUGGGAUGGUGAGGGGCUGUGAAUGUUUCCAAGAUGGCUGCUGGCACACUGGCCUCUCUGCACAUUGACAUGAUGAUACCUUAUUUCUUUCUUAAAGAUCAGUGUUGUUCGACCGGUCACUGAGGCUUUUGCCAUGUCGGGAUGGCAGACACAAAAUGUUUAUUUUAUAUGCCAACAGUUGUUGUUUUUUUGCCACAUUUUACAGACUUCCUCUACCUGGCCAUGGUUUGUGGUGUGGCCCAGUCGGCCUGGUCUCUCAUGCCAUUCAACUCUGCACGCUACAAUUUGAAUGAGAGAGUAGAGUGCGUCGUUGGAUUGAUCAGACUUGGUUUGAGUUUUUUCUUUUGCGUAUACUCUGCCAAUGUUAAAGCAUCGUAAUAGAAAAUAUUGAAUGUUUGAGAAGUGGAACUAUAGAUAGUAUACCGUUAUGUACAUGAGAAGUCAGCCUGGCCUCAGAGCAAUACGAAAUAUACUUUACGUAUUUCUGAGCACCUCCAAGACGUAUGAUACCUACUAAUGGUCUAGUUACUUGAGACAGAAACUAAAGUAGGGAGGAUGGGUGGGCGUAAUCCGCGACAGUCUAGCAAUCCAAAGGUUGCAUGUUCGAGACGCGUCAGGGACAACUGUAGCAUUUUAGCUAACCCUUAUUGUAAACGUAACCCAAUUCACCUAACCUGCUAUGUAAAUCCACCCAACUUAUGUCAUUAGUUCCCCUAACUGCCAACGUUAAUUCUCUGUUAUGGUGCAACAAGCAAACUGGUCUCCGAUAAAGAUGUAUGAUACGUCAUGUCUUCCAAUUCGUAUGCUAUUGCAUGACCGGGUAAGACGUAUGAUAUUAUAUGUCCUCUAAUUCAUAUCAUAUUGUACGACUGCUAUUCCAUUCAUAAUGUAGCUUAACAUAAUUGUUGUCACAGAUUUAUGUACAGAAUAAUACGAAUAGCCCUGAGACCAAAUUGGACAGGUUGUAGGCACAUGCCUUUUUAUUGAUCAAUCAAGUAUAAAUGAACUGUAGAAGGAUUUGUGAAACAAGAACAUUUACACAUUUUGUGCCCAAGACCUCUAAUAGCUGCCUCAAAAGGGCAAGCGAUAUGAAUGAAUUGAUUUCUUAUUGUUUAAAAUGAUAUCACUAUGUUUAGUAAUUAUAUUAGUUAUUCCUUAGAUGGCAUUUUACAGAUGUACUGUUUUCAAUAUUUGUUUGGUGCAGUAAUGGCCAUUUGAUCCGCCAAAGUGAAGUGCCCCGGAGUAGUGGAGUUCUCCAUUUAGCGAGGUGUUUGAGACCUUGCUUUGAAUAGUUAACACAUUGCUCUUUGUUUCUGAUCUGGAGUUUUAGCUAUAGUACAACAUAUACGAUAGGCUACAAUCACAGGAGGUUGGUGGCACCUUAAUUGGGGAGGAUGGGCUCGUGGUAAUGACUGGAGUAGAAUAGUAUCAAA